Molecule: messenger RNA, 5478 nt
Organism: Tuber aestivum (summer truffle)
Lineage: Eukaryota; Fungi; Ascomycota; Pezizomycetes; Pezizales; Tuberaceae
Source: the annotation of a GenBank genome assembly
AGUUUUGGAUGGGGAUUCAUUCAGGGACACCUCAAAAUGACAAGUUUUGGUGUAAAUGUGCCGAAUCACCAAGACUUUUGCGGGGUCACUUUAUAUACAAGCAUAUCUCAAGAUCGCUAGGAUUGUGAAGAGCUUUUAGAGCCGCAAUAAAGGUUUCUUGUACCAUACUUGUAAUGUACGAGAGCGAUACAGGAUAUAUUGUAGACCUCGUAUGAUGGGGUAUGGGUACGAUACUCGAGUACAGGUACCUAUGAUAGCGGUGCCUGCACAUGAUCAAUGGUUGAGACGGUGGUGUUGGGACGGAGGAUGAAAAAUGCCCUGGAUUUGGGAUCUUCAUGAGGCUCCGGAGCAGGGGAGAUGGCACCACUCUUGGCACUUUUGCCGAAACCGUGACCGCGCAAGACAGGGCAGGGGAGCUCGUGACGACCCUUUACCGGUACCUCGAUUACGUCUGUUUGCGAUGGCACUUUAAUUCUUCGAUUUUUAAUUUAUUUGUGGGUAGCAAACAACUCGACACUCUCUUUUACCUUUUUCUGUUCUCCCUUCCAAAUCUUUCACAUCCAGUCCUUACCACCGCUCGUUUCUUGCCCUUCGCGGCUACCGUAUGCGCGUGUCCGCGUCACGUACCGGUAGCAUACGGUACUCCAGUUACGGUGGCCACCACUGUCCUCAACGCGUCCACCGUGGGCCCACACUGGCAACCGCGAAGUUGAAGUGGGAACGAAAGAGAUUCCACUCGCACACCUACACACCUCGCGCACACGAGGCGAGAAGCCAAAUCUCCGCCCCGUGUGGCUCUGGCUGAGGUUGUCACCUUGGUAAACAUGUCGUCCGCGGAUUACGUUGUAGGCGACAGUGCACCCCCGAGUGAUGGAGGGGAUCGACCGGGUCAGGAGGCAGAACAAGAACAAAAACCUCCAUGCCAACCGGAGCUCACAACUGUGAGGCCGGCAAUUCAUCCAUUUUUUGACAGCCAAAAACGUUGGUCCCAUUCCAGCAAUAAACAGUACAACCUUUACUGAUAAACUGUUUUCCCAGGCAAUGAGUUGAGACGUUUACCAUCAAAGGGAAAGAGAGGCCGUCCCAUAACUCCUGCGUCAAUCUCGGAUAACGAAGCCGAGGGUAAAUCCAAGAGGCCUCGAGCUCCUUCCGAUCCGAAGACCCAGAGAGCUGCGAAGACCCAGAGAGCUGCGAAGCCUCGAGAGGCAAAGCACCCGAAGAAGAAGAAGAAGAAGAAGAAGAAGACAAUUACCGAAGCCGGACCUUCCAGUACCUCGGGCGAUACGAAUACCGCCGCGCCUCCUCCGGGUUCCCCUUCCUCGUUGAUUACACCGGCCUCUUCGCCGGGACUACCGAAGGAUGCCGUCGGGGGCUAUGAAAUUGACCCCAACCUUGAUAGGAGGAAGAGAAGAAAGAAGACAUUAAAUCCUUUGGGGGGCGAUCAGGAUGAUACACCCGAGGGACUUCCCUCUGCUCCCCAAGAAAACUUGAGCUAUGCUCUCGGAAACCCUGAUGUCUAUUCUUCAUGGAAUGGACGUAUCCUGACAAUACGAGCCCCGGGUGAAAGACUGGCCAAGCUACCAUCCACAGCAGGAGAGGCGUCCCGGGAAUUGUCUUUUCCGGACCCUUCCAAUCUCCUACGAGAGCAGAGCAAAUCAGGAGGAGGGGGGGCGUCUGGCGUGGCUCCCCUACCUACAUCGGAUAACCAGACGCAAACAGGGCGGGGCGUGACCUAUAAUCUAGAUGCUGGCACUAUUGCUGCACCUAGUGACCCGUUUAUACCGCUAAACAGCCCUAUACCCAUACCAUCCUCGCCUCUUCCCGAGCUUAACCCCCCUUCUGUCGCCACCCGCAAACAUGACGAGGCUCCCCUAUCCGCUCUUGAGGAAGCUGUCCAAAGAAAUAAGGAGGUUACCUACGACUAUGAGACAGGGGCUUUGGUGAUUCGGAGCAGCCCGCUGAUCAUCCCGGAAAGCCCGGCCAUGUCGUCGGUUAAUGCAUUCAGUCUCAUGGGGAAGAAAAAGGACCCCCCUCCAUUAGAUCUAGAUUGUCCUGUUCUAGAAGCUCGAGCAAAGCCCACGCCGGCCGUCACAAUUUGUGACAUACCGAGAAAGGCUGCCGCUACCCUGGGCACAAAGCCCGUCCACCCUUUCUUCAGGCCUGGUGGAAUGAAGAAACUCGACAAUACUCCGACAGCUACAAUGCCGAUUACUAGCGCCACGAAUGCUAAUCCCGUAAAAACCGUUUCUCCCGGGUCGUCAGAUCAACCACAGAGAAGCCCCUGUUUCUUCAGUAAUAACCGGACACACUUGUCAUCUGUUAGGCCCGGUGUACCCGCUCCUAUGUCGCACCUUAACUCCGUGAAUAGCCAUUCCCUGCGGAAUGGUGGAGCCGUUGGCCCUCCUUGGCCCUCAAAGGAUAAUUGCCAUGUUCGUGGCCUUUCCAGAGAGGAGGCUGUUAUCCACAAGGUCGAGAGUGAGCCCGUCUUGAAGGAACGGAAAUUAAAAGAUGCUGCGGUUGUAGUCCCGCCAGAGGAAGAUAUACUUGGGUUGUAUGCAUCACACCUCGACAUUAAUGCUCAGGAAAGUGAUAUGCUGUCGGUAGAUUAUCAUGAGAGACGAUUCUAUGAGAUCCCCUGUGAUGUUAGACUCCCAAAACGGGUCGUUACGACUGGCAUAAAAUUCCAAGAGGCAAUUCGAGAGAGAGUUGUUGCAAGACUACCACAUCCGAAUAACAGUGCGGUAGAAGUUCCACGUUGUCGAGCAAACUCUAUAUCGAGCAUGAGUUCUGAUGGAUUGGGGAGGCGACCCCACCAAGUACUGCUGAAUCUUUACGAUAGGCUGGGUAGAGAACUUAGUGCUUUCGAUAAAGGCGAAUGCGAGAGCCAGGCCUGGGAGGCUAAGUAUGCACCAGCCUCGUCUAGUGAGGUACUGCAAAUCGGCAGGGAACCUCAGAUCUUGAAGGAUUGGCUGAUGGCCUUAAAGGUGGAGAGCGUGGGUGUUGGCUCUAAUAAUGCGAAGCAAGGUACAAAGGGGAAGAAAAAACACAAUUUGGGAGCAGCGGGGGGAAAAGCAGCUGCAAAAAGAAAGAAAAAGCGUAAGAAGGACGACGAUGACCUUGCUGGGUUCGUGGUUGAUAGCGAGGAAGAGCAGAAUGAGAUGGACGAGAUUACCGAUCCUGAGGACACAGAUUAUUCCACAAUUCCCGGCAUUAGGAAGUCCACCAUACGUGCUGGCGAUAAAGGGGCUGGUUCUCACUUUGAAGGUCUCAAAGAACCGGAUAGACUUGUGAACGCUGUGGUUAUAAGUGGCCCCAACGGGUGUGGAAAGACGUCAACCGUUUACGCAGUUGCAAAGGAAGUUGGUUUCACCGUCUUCGAAGUCUCUCCCGGAGCCAGGAGAAGUGGUAAAGAUAUUCUCGACCUUGUGGGGGAAAUGACUCGCAACCACCUUGUUCUUCAGGCCAAGACAGGUGCUCCAGCCAGCGCUACCUCAUUUUUGAAGAGCAAGACAGGGAAAAAAGCACGGGUUGAGGAAGAUCUCGGGCUCAAUAAGUCCCAGCAGCAGUCCCUCCUUCUUCUGGAGGAGGUUGAUAUAUUAUUUGACGAAGACAAGCAAUUCUGGUCCACCGUACUCUCGCUUAUCGCACAGUCGAAACGCCCGGUUGUGAUGACUUGUAAUGAUGAAGGCCUUCUACCAAUUGACCUUCUGUCGUUGCAUGCUGUCCUCAGGUUGACACCGCCGCCGAUGGACUUGAUUGUUGAUCACCUACUCCUGAUAUGUGCCAACGAAGGCCAUAUGCUUCGCAGGGAGGCAGUUGCGACACUGGUAAAAGCAACGGGCCGGGAUCUCAGGGCUAGCUUGAUGGAACUCGAGUUCUGGUGCAGAAUGGGGGUGGGAGAUCGGAAGGGAGGGUUGGACUGGAUCUUGGUACGGUGGCCCAAUGGAUCCGACCGUGAUGAGAACGGUGACGUUCUUAGGGUGAUUAGUAGAAACACUUAUCGCAAAGGCAUGGAUUGGAUCCAGAGAGGGGCCAGUGACGAGGAGAAAUGGAAUGGCAUAUGGGAAAAAUGGGGAGUUGAUGUCGGAUCCGGGGAAGACAAGGAACUGAAAGAUUUCUCUACUAGGCUUGGGAAGGGCCUACAAUUCUUGGAGAUAUGGGACGACUAUGCCGAGGCAAUGAGCUCUGUGGAUAUAUACACUAGCUUGGAGAUGGACAGCACUAGGGUAAGCUUUAUGCAUCGGCCCAACGAUAGCUAGAGUGGAGAUUACUGACCAUUAUGCUUAAGGCCGCGUUCGAUACCACACUCCCCCUAAUGGGUGCGAAGGUUCGUUUAGACGAUAUCAUAGGAUAUCAAACUCUGCAGGUGGAUCCCGUAGCCGCGCUUUGGUCAACAGAGACAGAUAUCUCGAUUUAUACGAGAUCGCUAGCAAGGGUGUGUCUUAAUGAUAAGGCAACUACCUUAUCCAUCCCUCCACUUAAUGUGGUUCGCGAUGAAGAAAUUAUCAGCAACGUCGCUGAUAGGAGAUGCAUCAGGGAUGAGUUCAGGUAUUUCCCAUUGCUUGGUGCAGUUAUAUAUAAUAUGCUUUCUGACGGCCCGGCUAUAGUCCCCUUUCAGAUAUCUACAUCCGAGAGACUUUCCAAUCGCUUGGAUCCACAUCUACUAUUUUUUCACCCACUCCCACCAUUUCGCACUCGGUGAUCACCGGACCCCGUGUGGCUUUAAUGACAGACGCGGCUCCAUACAUUAGAGGCAUCACCAGGUAUGGCCUGGCAAAAGAGGAGGAGAGGAAGAGAGCCAGCGGUUUACUCUCCCAAGGUGGUAGGAGUGGAAAAAAGCGCCUUACAAGGGCCGCCAGGGUUGCCGAGGAAGGGGGGGACAGACGUAGGCGGGAGAGGUGGUUUGGCCAAUUGAACGCUAGACUUGUUGAGGGGAGCGGAGGCGAUGGAUGGGGCGAUGCCGCAGUCACCCUGAGCCGAGAAACGUCCGAGUAUGGGGAGGACCACGGCCGUGCUAGCUAGCUAGAUUUUUGUGGGUUUUGCUAUCUAAUUUCAGAAGGGAAAGGAUGGGAUGGGUGGGCUGUGAUUUUUCUUCUUUUCUUCCUCUUCUUUUCAUUUUUUUUUUUUACCCUCUCUUGUAUGAUAGAUGAUUUACUCCUCAUGUGGCUAGAAGACUGUGGUUUGGGCGGCCGACGCUGUAUUAGAUGAUCUCAAUAGCAUGAGUGGGUGUUAACCAUGGCAAGGUUUGGUUCGCUGACGAUGGAGCGCUAGCAACAAUAUCCCCGUACAUUAUGGUGGUAAGUGCUUCUACAACGCCUUAUAAAGUUUUCCGACUUCUUCUACUCAGAUGUUAUCACUUGGCUUUUAAUAAAGCCUCUCUAUUUCCCCCUUUCUAUAGCUUACUCUGGGGCUGUAUGGUCACUAUGGCGACAUGUACGAUAGAGACUUCCCCUCAAUGAUACUAUACUCUGCGGAGGG